Messenger RNA from Manis javanica (Malayan pangolin), 9082 nucleotides. The record is from RefSeq and is a predicted model, not a curated record. Lineage: Eukaryota; Metazoa; Chordata; Mammalia; Pholidota; Manidae.
CUUCCGGGCAGCACGCGGAGGGUGGUGCGUGUCUCGCGGUCGGAGCGGCGCGGCCGUGGGGCCUCUUCCCUGGCCUCUCUUUCCGCGCGCCCAGUGAGCUCGCCUGUCCCCGCGCGUCCCCGCCGGGUGCCGAGCCUGUGCGCAGUCCAGCCCCCGGCGGGGCGGAGCCGGUGCCCGCGGUCCCUGAGCCCCGCGCCCCUGCGUCCGUCCUGAGACCCGGGCCCGGAGGGCGGCCUGGGCCCCGCGUCAGGGUCCUGCCCGCGGUCGGCGGGGAGCCGGGGGAGGCCCUGCCGCCGCUGUCCGCGCAUCUUCUCCGGGGCCGUGAGCCGUGUCCGCACAGCGCCCGGUGGGGGAGGAGCCCGAGCAGCCCGAGGCCGAGGCGGAGAUGGCGGCCGCCCAGGUGAGGGGAUUGUUGACCUUCGGGGACGUGGCCGUCCGGUUCUCCCAGGAGGAGUGGGAAUGCCUGGCGCCUGCCCAGCGGGCCUUGUACAGGAGCGUGAUGCAGGAGAACUACAGCAACUUGGUCUCUCAGUGUCUUCUCAUUACAUAAAAGCCUUGUUACCCCAGCAAGCCAUAAAAGACUCAUUCCGAACAGUGCUCCUGGGAAGAUACGGGAGCUGUGACCUUGGGGACUCAUACUCCAGUACACACCAGGAUGCGGACGCUGAGCGUGGAUGGCAGGACGGCUGUCACGUAGGAGUGCACGGUCACGGAAAGUAUCCCUGGGACAAGGCCCUCCGCAUCCGUGGGGACCCACAUCCUGGGAUGACUCAGGACACAACCCAGUUCGAGUCAGUUACUGCUGCAGAAGAAUGUGCUUCUGUGAGUAGAUGUCAUCAUCCAGUUUGGAAGCAUAACUUUUCUCUUAAAGGACACUUGGAAAAUCUCAGAAUGGAGUAUUGCUAUGGUGUAGGUAAUGACUUCAAUCAUUUAAAAUACAUUACAUUAGAUACUCAGUCAUAUGAUUCUGAGGACCAACGGUGUAAUGAAGAAAAAAUGUGUAAAUAUGUCAAAAUUGAAAGUUCCUUGAUCAAGGAUUUAUUAUUCUUACAUGAACCAGUAACACCCACUCAUGCUAAAACCUACAGUUUUAAGAACUGUCGGAGAGACUGUCUCCACCCAUCAUUGCUUAGUGAAUAUAAGUGUGCAGACAGUGAGCAAGAACCUUACAUGUAUGAUAAAACUAAGCAGGCCUUUAGGAAGGACUCUCUAUUAAAUGAUUGGCAAGGUAUUUACAUUCCAGAGAGAACAUACCCCUCUAUGAAACCUGGAAUAAAUAAUAACAAAGGAUCAGUCCAUCAACAACAUCAGAGAACUCAGAUUCCAGGAAACCACUACCAAAGUAGUAAAUGUGGACAAGUCUUCAAGGAGUGGUCAGACUCUGUGACACCUCAGGAUAUCCACAUUGGAGAGACUCGUCACAAAUACAAGGAAUAUGGCAAAACUUUUAAACAUUUCGCAGAAGUGGUUGUGCAUGACAGAAUUCACACUAGUGAGAAAGCUUGCAAAUACAAAGAAUAUGGGAAAGACUUCAGUGAAUCUUCCCAUCGAAGUAGUCACGAGAGAAUCUGUACUGCAAAGCAACCAAACAAAUGUAAAGAAUGUAGCAUAUUCUUUACUUAUUCCUCAGGACUUACUUUGAGCCAGAGAAUUCAUAAGGAGGAGAAUCCUUACAAGUGUAAAGAAUGUGGCAAAGCCUUUAAGUGGUACUCAUCUCUUACUCGGCAUCAGACAGUUCAUUCUGGACAGAGACCUUACAAAUGUAAAGAUUGCAGUAAGUCCUUUACCUGUUUCGCAUACUUGACUCAGCACCGGAAAGUUCAUACAGGACAGAUGCCUUACAAGUGUAAAGAAUGUGCAAAAGCCUUUAGGUGGUCCUCACACUUUAUUCGGCAUCACAGAAGUCAUUCUGGACAGAGACCUUACAAAUGUAAAGAAUGUGGCAAAUGCUUUUCUACAUCCUCAAUUCUUAAGAAGCAUGAGACAAUUCACACUGUAGAGAAGCCGUACAAGUGUAAAGAAUGUGGCAAAGCCUUUAAGUGGGGCUCAUACUUGAAUGAACAUCUGAGAGUUCAUUCUGGAGAGAAACCUUUCCAGUGUGAGGAAUGUGGCAAAGCCUUUAAACGGAGCUCAACCCUUACUAAACAUCAGAGAAUUCAUUCUACUGAGCAUUAGAGAAUUCAUUCUGGACAGAAACAUUUCAAAUGUGUAGAAUGCAGCAGUUCUGUCCUUUUGUUGUUUCUCACAUCUAACUUUGAACCAGAGAAUUCAUACUGGAGAGAAGCCUCACAAGUGUGAAGAAUGUGGGAAAGACCUUAAGUGGGGCUCAUCUCUUACUCAGCAUCAGAGAAUUCAUUCAUGGCAGAGACAUUGCAAAUGUAAGAACUGCAGUGAGUCCUUUUCCUGUUCCCCAUCCUUGACUGAGCACCAGAGAGUUCAUACAGGAGAGACGCCUUACAAGUGUACAGAAUGUGGAAGAGCCUUUAUGUGGUCCUCACACUUUUCUUGGCAUCAGAGAAGUCAUUCUAGACAGAAGCCUUACAAAUGUAAAGAAGGUGGCAAAUCCUUUACUGCAUCCUCAAAUCUUAAGAAGCAUGAGAUAAUUCAUACUGUAGAGAAGCCUUAGAAGUGUAAGGAAUGUGUCAAUGCCUUUAAGUGCAAUUUACAUCUUACUGAACAGGAGAAAAUUCAUUCUGUACAGAAGCCUUAACAAAUGCACAGUAUGUAGCAACUCCUUUACGGGUUCCUCAAGUCUUUCUGUGAAUGAGAGAAUUCACAGUGGAGAGGUGCUUACUAGUGUAAGCAAUGUGGAAAAGGUUUUAGUAGUUCAUCAAGUGUUAAUAAACAGAAGAAUAUCGAACCUGGAGUGAAAUUUUACAAGUGCAAACAAUGUAACAGCAUUUGCCCAGUCCUCAGUCCCUACUCGGUAUGAGGGAAUUCACUCUGGACAGAAACCUUACAAAUGUAAAAUAAAGAAUGCAGCAAAAGUUCUUUAUGUGUAAAGUAUAAAUAUAGGGAGCAUGAAAGUUUUCAGAUGGGAGAAAAACAAUCUAUAAAUUGAAAGACCGUGGCAAAGCUGUCUACAGUUUCUCACAUAUUGUAUGUGAGGAAUUCAUUCUGGAGAGGAAACAUACCAGUAUAAUGAAUAUGGAAAGACCAGUGGCUAAGAAAUGCCCCUUUAAAACAUGACAGACGUCAUAAUGUAAAGAAUCUUUAGAGGCGCAGAGUAGUUUGGAAAAUCUUUAAUUGAAAAUCUAAGUUAGCCAUGAAAGAUUUAUAUGAGAAAGCACUAAGUGACCAACUUUUUUCAAGAUUACUCUAAAAAUAUUUGUUACAAAAAUGAUCCAAAUUAAGAAGGGAUCUGAUAAUUGACUUGGUAAUUUGUGUCUGCCUAAAAGGAGAUGUACUUUGCAUAGUACAGUGCCCUCCACCCUGCAGUUCAGGUGCCAGUUGUAAGCCCCAGGCAGUUAACCUGCGCUGCCAGUGACCUCCCCUUUCGGUUCGGUUAAUUUCCUAGACGGGCUCACCGAGCUCAGGCAAACACAUUUACCCGUUUAACGAAGGACACCUUAGAGGGUACACGUAACAGGCGCAUCAGGAGUCACAGGACAAGGUCCCAAAUAAAGGAGCUCCUGUCCUCGUGGACCUUGGGGUGUGGCGGGGUGGCACGUGGGGGCGGUCUGGUUCCCCAAGCUUAGAAGCUCUGACUGAGAAACAGGAUGUGAGAGCGGACAAGAAUGAUACGGUCUCGUUUUUUUGUUUUUUGAGGGCACCAUUCCAUAGCCAUAACUGAGUAACUGUUCAUUGGCUGGUACACCCACCAGCCCCCAUCAAUAUGAAGAGGAGACACCCAUUUCACCUGUUAUCCUGCAGUGUUUUCAGGAGCUGUGGAUGAAGACCAUAUAUAUCUUGGAAAUACGUGCUCAUGUGAAUGACCAAAUAUGUAUUUCUUAGGACUAAUUAUAUCACAGUCCACCUCCUGUCUUCAAAUACAGAUUCAUUACAGCAAAAUGAUCGUGCCGGUCAGAGCGUUCACUCUGGGUGGUAUUCACACAACAUAACAGGAUCAGUUCGAAUAAGUCUAGCAUUUCAUGAGGCCAGUUUGGGGUGGGGACAGAUGGAAACAGACAACUCAGUAAUACUAUAAAGUUUUUUCGACCUGAUAUCCUACCAGAUCGAUGUAACUGCAGCUUGAAGCUGUCAGUCAUCUUGUCAUGUUCCCAGAAGCAGAGAUGGUCUGGGCAAGCACAUAGGUUCACCCUUAUGGGCGUCAGGUGUUCUUCUGCCAAGACAUAAUUAACAUUCUGUUGCCCUGAGCCUCUCUUGAGGUGUUAAAAUGUUGGGUUUCUGUCUUUGCAUAACUGACUUACCCAUCCCUUUACCUUCAGGUAUAAUUUCUCUGUCCAUUUCUCAUUUAACUUACCCAGACUUUUCCCCCUGUGGAAGGGACAUUAGGUCCAGCUGCUGUGCUCAUGGUCCUGAUUGCUGACAGCAAUACUAGUCUAGAAAGUGUCUGCCCUGCAGUCCUCUCCUGCUCACGUAAGCUGGGGUUACACAGGUGCAGAGCUAGUGGGCUGUGCCAGCCAUUGGGCAGCACAGGUGUGCUCACUGUGGCAGAUGGGGUGAAGGCCCAACCCACCCCACCAGGCCCUUAGGAAUUCUGACAUAAAGAUUCAAGGGUAAGGUUACCGUUUCUUCCUUAGUACUCUUGCCUGCUCUGGUUCCCACAGUUGCAGCCCUGGACCUGGGACCACUGCAUCCAGGAGGAAUAAAGGAAGUUGUGCUGGUGUCGAUGAAGAACUGCAUAGUUGAACUAACAUCCUCCCCAACCUCCUUCCUCAAAUCCUCCUCAAACGUGGAUUAAUCUCUCCAGUGGGACCCUCCUUCAACCUCAUGUGAGCACAUACUCUUAAAGGCGUGUAAACCAGCCCUUCAUGCCUUUAUCUCCCAUUUUAGACUGACUGUUUCAACUGCACAUGCAGUGUUAUUAAGUCACCACUCUGAGGGUGACAUGCACCAUGGUACAUCCGUGUCAUGUUUUUUGGCCCCCUGCUGGACUCCCUGGGCUUCUGUAAGGCAUGUCCCUUGGGCUGAAGAGAUGUGAAUUGCUGGUCUACAUUUGUACCAAGUCUUUCUUCCUACUCAUUUAAUAGUAUUUUGAGCAUUUGCAUCUAUCACUGGGUAUGUAAUGCCCAGUCCAGAAUAAUUGUCUAUUCCAAUUAGGACCCAUUUAUAGCCUCCAGGGGAUACUAACAUUGGUCCAAUGUCAUCCACUUGCCAGAUGUGUGUGGGGCCUUGCCCCAGGGGAAUGUUUUCCAUAGCCACUUGCAAUCUGUUUCUCUUAAGUGACAAUUCCUGUUGGCAUUCUGUGCCUAUAGGGUGCAAGAGGACUGUCCAGAUGUAGCCCAUCUCUGCAUUCCUGCCACUACACGUCCACUCAUUUUAUGGACUCAUGUGGCCACCAAAUGGGAGUGGACACAGGCCCCCUUGGUGGCUCCAGUCACCUGAUCCUGGGAGGGAGUCCUGCUGUGCAUCCACGUGGCCUACUUUAAUGUGUCCCUUCAAUAGCCGGAGUGAUUGCCAUACAGGUGCACCCAACACAGGCUUUCCUUUAAUAGUCCACUUUUCCCUGGCGCAUCUGUCUGACCACACAGCCAGGCCAUGGGCGACAAUGCACAUCAGUAAAGAUUGAAACAAAGUUUUUAUUGCUGCCAGGAAAACGGCAUGCAGUUUAUCCCACUAACUGAAUUUUUCUUACCUUUCAACUACUCUUGCCAUCUGCUUUUCUUAAGGCUUCACAUUUCUAUACAGGUGAUUCAUCUUUCAUGUGUCAUCUCUAAACCAGGCAGCUCUUUAUUGUUCAUCAGAGAGCUGUUCAUAGGUCACAGGCUAUGAAGCAAUCAGUUCUUAAAACUACAGGUAGCUUUAAUGUCACUUCCUUAAUAGGGCAUUUAUCUGUCCAAGAUGUGAGUAUCUCAGGCCUCAACAUUACUUAUGUUCUUCAGUCAGUGAGGCAGUCUCAGUGCCCAAACACAUGCUGGUAAUCAUCUCUCAAAUGAUGUGUACCAGGUAGCAGCGUCUGAUAACUCUCUGGUCCAAAAUCCCAACAGUCCCUGCUGGGAGCGCUCCUGGGCUGUUGCCAGAAUGUCUGUGUGGGUACAGGUGGCAGAUUCUUUCAAAGUAUGUCUGAGUGGGGGUCUUAAGGGCCCAAAGGUGUACAGAGGGCAACUGUCUUAAGACAUGGCUUCCUUUUGUUCAGGUCCCAGUCAAAUAAUAGCUCUUUCAUGUAAUAGAUGGAAUAUAACAGUAUCCUCGGGUGUGGUGUAGGCAUCCUCCACAAUCCAAGAUAUGCCAACCAAAUACUGGGCUGCUUGUUUGGUCCUAGGCAGGUAGUGACAGUUGAUGUUUUGUCCUUUGUGGAAGAUACCGGUGCCUUCGCCCAUUCCUAAUAAUUUUGUUGUUUGAGCAGGACCUCGGGUCUUUGCUGGAUUCAUUAACCAGCCCUGGUUGGUUAUGUGUGGCACUAUUGUGUUCAAGUCAGUCCCAGCCUGCUCGUGUGUUUCUGGUAGUAUUGUAAUGUCAUCAGUAUAGUGUGUUACUACAGCUAGACCUGCAUCGAGUCCAAAUCCUGCCUGACCAAGCAGUGUCCAUAAGCUGGUGAGUUCAGAUACCGUUGUGUCAGCAUGGUAAAUUUAAAUUGGGGUCCCAAUCACGUGAAGGAAAAUUGGUUGACUCUUCAGACAUGGAGAUAGAGAAGAAACCAUUUUCAAGCACAGUGCCUGAGUACUAGCCUCUUUUAGCCUGCUGUGUUUUCUGUAGGGUUAAACCCUGUCUGGAACGUUAAACCACACUAUUCUGUGAGUGUCUCAGCCAUCUGCCAUUUCUCAGUCCACACAGGGCUAUUGUACAGUGCAUUCUUGGGCACCAGCAGUCCAGCUUGUAGCACGUCAGUAAUUAAAGCAGGUGUCUAUAGUGCUUCAAAUUAGCCACCUGUGUGUGCUCAGGCAAUUGAUGGGGUUCCCACUCAGUAUGCCAAGUAGAAUGGGCCUGAGGGCAGGCUUACAUACUUUCUUAGUGUGCUAACAAGGGGGAGCAAUCCCCCGUCAAACAUAAUAUCCAUCCUAAUAAUAUAUUCAGGUAAAGGAGGUGCAACCACCUUGCACAAAAUCUCAACACCCCAAUUUUCACCCAAGCUUUCACUUUAAACCUGUGAACCAUUGAAUCUCCAUAUCCUCCAAAUCUAACUUUAACGAUUGCAUAGUUGACAACAGGUUUUGGAAUCACUGUAUAUUGGUGUCCCAAAACAAGGAGUCCCAGGGAAGUCUCUAACCCUCUCCUUGGUGAUUUUACGUUCCAUGUGCAAAUGGCUUCAGGUCCCUGUUGGGGAUGUGGCCACAAGACAGCCAUUUGUCCAAUGGAUUCGUAGGGGAAUUUUCUCUGGGAGGAUGACUGCCUAUGAAUCCGUGGAAACCAAGGUACGGCAAAGGGAAGGGCGCCUUGGGAGGAACAGUUUAUAUUGCUCACAGCUUGCCAGAAUUCACUGCCUAGGCAUGGCGCUACGUUGCUUGUGGCCAGGGUGCAUACUCACCAAGUCCUCAUCCACUGGCUCCGUGCAAACACGCACUGCGCACUCCAUUUUCCAGCAGCUGAAGCAUGUUCUCGGCUUCCCUGCCUACCCCUUCUAGGGGGAGCUCCACGGGCCAUUCCUUGGUGGCUACAAGAUGGCAGACCAAUUACAUGCCAGGAAUGGAGGGGAAAGAGAGUGCCCAUUUUCUCUGCCUCCACCUUGCUGCUCAGGCUGAAGGCUGUACAGUGGUAAACAAUGAUUGUUAUGUAAAUGGCUAAGGCGAGAUUCUGGAAAUUCUGCCAUUUUACUGCGCAGCCACCCUCAUGGGUGCAGAGCUUCAGCAGGCUGCCAUUAUGUAUGGUUAGGAGACCGCUGAGUAUCCACGUAGGGAUGGUGGGUAAACACCCAGGGAUCCCCAAGUAGGGAUUCAGCAUGUGGUGUCUUACCUCCAAGAGGAUUGGGUGCCUCCCUAGUACUGGUGAGAGAUGGGGAUGCCUGAGGCAGUGGAGUUGGCCCUGCACAGAAUAGGGGGCUCCUUAGGGGAACUUGAGUGUCCAUGAGGUGUUGGGAACUGCGGGUUGGAUGUUUCUCAGCAUUGGGAAGGGUAACUAAGGGGGCAGAGGGGCUUUGGCAGGAAGUGUCAGAACAGGAGUGCAAAUUGUGGGAUACUAAGGGGAAGGUAAGGACGGUACUGAGAACUGACACGGUGCUGCUGAGAGAUACAGUAAUGGCAGAGGAAGUGGAAAUGGGAGAAGAAGGCUCUAAACGGCCUGGGGGAGGUGAAGGAAGGGCUGGGGCCUUCAGCCCCAGAAACGGUAGAAGAGACGCCGGGGGAGUAGGAGCUCGGGAAGAGGUUGGUGUAGGAGCCGCUGGUGCCAGGAGGACUGGAGUGACCGCAGCCAGGCGCCCGCCCCUCCCAUGUGGGAGCCUGCACAGGCGCAGUUAAGAAAGUGACACAACAGUGGGUUCCGCAGGGAGAGAGGCUGCUUCCUCCCCCAGGUUGUGGUGCGCUCCAUGAUCUUAUAUUUGCCAUCAUAGAGUUCUUUUGUGUGGACUUCUUAACGUAUAUGUUUCUUUUAAUUUAGUUUUGUCCUGGCAUAAUCCUUUAAAUAUGCUAUAUCUUUACACAUUGUCUGGCACUAUAGGUUUCAUUAUGAAACUUUGUGAAUACGAAUAUUCUAAAAUUUUAGAAACGGAAGAACUUUGAAGGGUAGAGGAAAAUCUCUUCUUCCCCCAUGCUGUCUAUAAUAAUUUAGAGUGGGUGGCUUGGACCUGGAAGAGAACUAAUAUCAAAGGUAACUUUAUAUCAGAAAGACUUAUCUUCACGUCAUGGCAGAUACUUACCAACCCUCUGCUCUUCCAUCUUCUUGUGAAUUGUCUUCCUGCUGUUUGAAUGCCCAGACGUCUACCCUCUUCUUUGAGGUUGACAUGGAAUUCUCAAUCAUCUGAUGGUCUCAGAGCCUCAUAUUUUUUGGGUCCUUGUAUGUAUGAAAUUAAAUUUGUUCUUCACCUCUU